Molecule: messenger RNA, 1070 nt
Organism: Scheffersomyces amazonensis
Lineage: Eukaryota; Fungi; Ascomycota; Pichiomycetes; Serinales; Debaryomycetaceae
Exons: 1
Coding region: 126-1031 (301 amino acids)
Biological process (GO): positive regulation of transcription by RNA polymerase I; positive regulation of DNA-templated transcription, elongation
Cellular component (GO): CTDK-1 complex
Source: RefSeq, a predicted model, not a curated record
CACUUACGUCAGCAGACAAAUAUAUUUCACUACUUAAAUUAUUGUUAGUUAUAUAUAUAAUUUAUAUAUAAUUUACAUAAUUUACAUACUUUACAUAAUUUUCAUACUUUGUUAUUAUAGUUAAGAUGGAUGCAUUUGAGGCAGCUACUCAGUUCUCACAAAUCCUUCGGAAUUUAACUCCGUCUAUACAAAAUUUAACUAAAGCAGCUCAUUUUGCCUUACGCAAUUAUGAAAGUGAAGAUUAUUUAUUUCCUACUAUUAUAGAUGUACUUGAAGAUAGAAAUAUUGAAUUAAAUACUAAAUCAAAUAUAUUUCAAUUUAUUGAAAUUUUAGUUAGUGAAUCAUUUUAUUUUUCAAAACAAUCUAAAUAUAAUUAUCCAUAUAUUACCAAUUUAAAAUCUUCAUUACCUAAUAUUCUUUAUCGAGUACUACCUAAUAGUAAUAAUGCUAAUAUUCAUAAUGUUUAUAAUAGUUUAACUAAAAUAUCUAAAUAUUUUAAGAUUGAUUGUAUAAAUUAUAUUAAUAAAUUUAAUAGUGAUUUAUUAACUAAUGAAGAUAUUAGUGAUAUUGAUAGAGAUAUAGAAUUCCCUGAUAUUGAUCUUGAUGAUAUUAAAUCUUCAACUUCUGAUCCAUUACUUGCAGCAUGGGAAUUCCUCAUACAAAAGAAACAUCAAAGUCAAUAUGAAAGAUUAAGAUUACUUAAACAUAAACAAUCUAUAUCAGGAAAUGUAAAUGAAGAUGAUUUAUUCUCUAUAAAGGAGAAGAGUAAUAAAUCUACUAUUUUAUUAUCAAAGAAACAAAUACUAUCACGAAUGGAAGAUGAUCGAGAAUCUCAUAAACGUUCAAAGGAAAGUUUAUGGGUAGUUAAUAGACCUAAAGAUGCUAAUUGGGCUGGGGAAGAUGAAUUUUAUAAUUUAUAUUGGAAUAAAUAUGAAACAUUGAAUGCUGAAGAAGAUAAGGCACUCUUAGAUUCACUUAAUGAAAUGAAUAAGAUAGUAGCUGCUAGCUUUAAGGAUUCUCAAUUUAAAUAAGUUAAUUAAUAUGUAUUCAACAUAGCUAUAUAUAUAUAU